Lasiosphaeria miniovina is the source of this 3066-nucleotide messenger RNA. Its product is annotated as muts domain V-domain-containing protein. The transcript has 3 exons. Gene Ontology annotation, biological process: mismatch repair; mitotic recombination. The record is from RefSeq and is a predicted model, not a curated record. Lineage: Eukaryota; Fungi; Ascomycota; Sordariomycetes; Sordariales; Lasiosphaeriaceae. Gene Ontology annotation, cellular component: nucleus; MutSalpha complex. Gene Ontology annotation, molecular function: mismatched DNA binding; ATP-dependent DNA damage sensor activity; ATP binding. The coding region runs from base 168 to 2954 and encodes 928 amino acids.
GACGCGUCAAAAAUUAAUUGGAGGCGUGUUUCCUUGCACGUCGCACAUCGAGCGAAGGACAUUCAUUCAUACCACCGCACUCCGUCUCCCAUCGUCACCUUGCGCAAAGGCUCUACGAAAUAGCUGUGCAUUUUCAGUCUCGCUGGCAACAUUAAUAUCUCCCCAGGAUGUCCUCGAGGCCAGAGUUGAAGGUGGACGACGAACAUGGGUUCAUUCGCUUCUUCAAAUCCCUUUCCAACGACGGCAAUGACACGGUGCGCAUCUUUGACCGUGGCGACUGGUAUACGGCACAUGGCGAGGAUGCCAACUUCAUUGCGAGAACGGUUUACAAGACAACCUCGGUAGUCCGACAGUUAGGUAAAAGCGACCACACUGGCCUGCCUUCGGUCACCAUGACCGUGACCGUUUUCCGCCAGUUCCUCCGGGAAGCGUUGUUCAAGCUGGGCAAGCGAGUCGAGAUCUGGGUAAGCCCCAACGGUCGGAUGAACUGGAAAAUUGCCAAGCAGGCCUCGCCAGGGAACCUCCAAGAUGUCGAAGACGAUCUCGGUGGCCAGCUUGAGGCUGCCCCCGUUAUCUUGGCCGUCAAAAUCUCGGCCAAGGCUACUGAAGCCAGGACAGUGGGCGUGUGCUUCGCAGAUGCCACCGUCCGGGAGCUCGGUGUCAGCGAAUUCCUCGACAACGAUCUAUAUUCCAACCUUGAAGCCCUACUUAUCCAGCUCGGGGUCAGGGAAUGUUUGAUUCAACUGGAUAAGGCUGAAAAGGAUAAGGAUCCAGAGCUUACAAAGCUGAGGCAAAUCAUGGACAAUUGCGGCGUCGCCAUUUCAGAGAGACCAGCCGUCGAUUUCGGCACCAAGGAUAUUGAGCAGGACCUUACAAGGCUUCUCAAGGACGACCGUGCUACUUCAAUGCUUCCGCAGACUGACUUGAAGCUCGCGAUGGGUUCUGCCGCUGCCCUCAUCAAGUACCUGGGUGUGCUCCAUGACCCUUCCAACUUUGGACAAUACCAGUUGUACCAGCACGAACUAUCCCAGUUCAUGAAGCUCGAUGCGGCCGCUCUGAAGGCUCUCAAUCUAAUGCCCAGCGCUAGAGACGGCUCCAAGACCAUGAGCUUAUAUGGGCUAUUGAAUCACUGCAAGACCCCUGUUGGAAGCAGGCUGCUUUCGCAAUGGCUGAAGCAGCCCUUGAUGGAUCGGGAAGAGAUUGACAAACGCCAACAACUCGUCGAGGCGUUUAUCAACGACACUGAGCUUCGACAAACGAUGCAAGAAGAGCAUCUCAGAUCUAUUCCCGACUUAUACCGCCUAGCUAAGCGGUUUCAGCGGAACAAGGCCAACCUUGAGGACGUUGUGAGGGCCUACCAAGUCAUCAUCCGUUUGCCGGGUUUUCUUGGAACACUCGAGGGAGUGAUGGACGAGGCAUAUCGGGAUCCUCUCGACACGGUAUAUACUAACAAGCUCCGCGAGCUGUUCGACAGCCUCGUCAAACUGCAAGAAAUGGUGGAAACGACUGUCGACCUUGACGCUUUGGAUAACCACGAAUUCAUCAUCAAGCCCGAGUUUGACGACAGUCUACGAAUUAUACGGAAAAAGCUCGAUAGGCUACGGUCUGACAUGAAUGGCGAGUUUGCCGAUGCCGCGAGCGACUUGGGCCAGGAACGAGACAAGAAAAUCUUUCUCGAGAACCACAAGGUGCACGGCUGGUGCAUGCGCCUAACGAGGACCGAAGCGGGCUGCAUCCGAAACAAUUCCCGGUACCAGGAGUGUUCGACACAGAAGAACGGCGUCUAUUUCACGACAAAGAACCUCCAGAGCUUCCGCCGCGAGUUUGACCAGCUGUCCCAGAAUUAUAAUAGAACUCAGAGCAGCUUGGUCGCCGAGGUUGUUGGAGUUGCAGCCUCGUACAGCCCCGUGCUCGAGAAGCUUGCUGGCGUUCUUGCUCACCUUGACGUGAUCGUAUCAUUCGCACACUGCUCAGUACAUGCGCCCAUCUCCUAUGUUCGGCCAAAGAUUCACCCUCGCGGAGAGGGCAAGACGGUUCUCACCGAGGCACGACAUCCCUGUAUGGAAAUGCAGGAUGAUGUUCAAUUCAUCACCAACGACGUUGAGCUCACCCGCGACAAGUCAUCUUUCCUAAUAAUCACAGGCCCCAAUAUGGGCGGCAAGUCGACCUAUAUCCGACAGAUCGGCGUAGUUGCGUUGAUGGCUCAGAUUGGCUGUUUUGUUCCCUGCAGCUCGGCCGAGCUGACCAUCUUCGACAGCAUCCUGGCACGCGUCGGUGCCAGCGAUAGUCAGCUGAAGGGCGUGUCGACCUUUAUGGCCGAGAUGCUUGAAACAGCCAACAUCCUCAAGUCCGCCACAGCAGAGAGCCUCAUUAUCAUCGACGAACUCGGCCGAGGCACGUCAACCUACGACGGGUUUGGGCUUGCGUGGGCUAUCUCCGAGUACAUCAUCAAGGAGAUUGGGUGUUUUGCCUUGUUUGCCACCCACUUCCACGAGCUAACGGCCCUCGCCGAUCAGUAUCCCCAGGUCCGCAACCUCCACGUAACGGCGCACAUCAGCGGGACCGGCCAGCACGCGAACGAGAAGAGCCCUGAGAAACCCGAGGUUACCCUCUUGUACAAGGUCGAGGAAGGCAUCUGCGACCAAAGCUUUGGCAUCCACGUGGCUGAACUCGUCCGUUUCCCGGACAAGGUAGUUCGCAUGGCCAAACGUAAGGCGGACGAGCUGGAGGAUUUUACCAGCAAGCACGAUGCUGGUGGCCUGGGCGUUGAGUACAGCAAAAAGGACGUCGAGGAAGGUAGCGCCCUACUAAAGGAGGUGUUGAUACGCUGGAAAGACGAGGUCAGAAACGGUCAGAUGAGCAAGGAGGAGAUGAUUGCAAGGAUGCGGGCCCUUGUUUCCGAAGACGAGAAACUUGCGGCCAAUCCGUUCUUCCAGAGUGUCAAGGCAUUGUAGAUGUCGGCGUAUAGCAGGGAUUUUUUUGAUGGGGCUUUACGGAGCGUAUCUUGGAGUUUUCCUUUUCCUUUUCCUACUUGUGGCCUUGUUGGGUUUGUAACAUAAGACACAU